Ictalurus punctatus (channel catfish) is the source of this 3577-nucleotide messenger RNA. RefSeq names its product RUN and FYVE domain containing 1 (gene rufy1). Bases 33 to 2108 code for a protein of 691 amino acids. Gene Ontology annotation, biological process: protein transport; regulation of endocytosis. Gene Ontology annotation, molecular function: metal ion binding. The transcript has 17 exons. Gene Ontology annotation, cellular component: cytoplasm. NCBI's taxonomy places the organism in Eukaryota, Metazoa, Chordata, Actinopteri, Siluriformes, Ictaluridae. The record is from RefSeq and is a predicted model, not a curated record.
UGCCUAACGUCACGUGGUUUGACUCAGUGAAAAUGGCGGAUGGAGAUCCGGACAGAGAAGUUCAAAACAACGCUGUCAAAGACCAAAAUGCAGACACGACAGCAGUUGAUCACGACAGCCUGGCAAGCGAAACAGAUGGAGAACGCAAGGAUAAAGCUGCUGAUAAUUCGUGGUCGGCGCCCAUUUUGUCGUUUGCCCGAAAAGCGUCCGAAACUAUCAGCAGCGCGGGUUUGAGGAACCCCUUAUCCGGGUCUGAGGCUCCAAAUCCGGACAGCUCUGACUCCAUAAAACCGGCUAUGAAAGAUCCAAUGACCAUUGAGAGGUCCAAUCUGUUAUCCAUGAUGAAGCUCAGUAUAAAAGUUCUGAUCCAGUCCUCACUCAGCCUGGGUCGGACGCUCGACUCAGAGUUUCCUCCUCUGCAGCAGUUUUUUAUUGUUCUGGAACACUGCCUUAAACACGGCCUGAAAGUGAGGAAGUCCUUCAUUGGGCAGAAUAAAUCGAUCUGGGCUCCUCUGGAACUGGUGGAGAAGCUGUGCCCCGAGUCAGCCGACCUCGCCACGAGUGUACGAGACAUGCCUGGACUCAAGACGGGACUGGGCCGAGCUCGGGCCUGGCUGCAUUUGGCUCUCAUGCAGAAGAAAGUGGCGGAUUACAUGAAAGUCCUUAUAAGCAGGAAAGACCUUCUGGGGGAGUUUUAUGAGCCAGGAGCUUUGGUAAUGGAGGAAGAAGGCUUGGUGAUUGUGGGGAUGCUGGUGGGGCUGAACAUCAUCGAUGCCAACCUCUGUGUGAAAGGGGAAGACCUGGAUUCUCAGGUGGGUGUCAUAGAUUUCUCGCUGUACCUAAAGGACCCUCAGACAACCGAGAACCCACAAGAUGACUCUAAAAUGACUGCGAUUCUGGACCAGAAGCAUUACAUCGAAGAACUGAACCGCAACCUGAGCGGCACAGUGACGGACCUUCAGUCCAAGAUGGACUCGCUGGAGAAAACCAACUCUAAACUCAUAGAGGAGCUCUCAGCAGCUACGGACCGGAUCAAUUCCCUGAGGGAGGAGCAGGAGCAGCUCCGGCAGGAGAACGCCACCAUCCUCGAGACCAGCCAGAGGAAAGAAGAGGUGACGCUGCAGGACAGCCAGGUGGAGCUGGAGACCUACAAGCAGACGAGGCAAGGUCUGGAUGAAAUGUACCACAUGGUGUGGAAACAGUACAAGGAGGAGAAGCGCAUUCGACAGGAGCUGCAGAAGGAGCUGGAUCUGCAGGUGGGUCUGAAGCAGGAGAUGGAAGUGGCCAUGAAGCUGCUCGAGAAGGACAUUCAUGAGAAACACGACACGCUGGCGGCUCUGCGCCAACAACUGGACCAGGUCAAAACUCUCAACCUGCAGAUGUUCAACAAGACACAGGACGCUGACGGCGUGGUGCAGAGGAAAGAAGAGGAAGCUGUGAGACUGGAGGAGAAGAUGCAAGAGAUGGAAAGAACGAUGAAAGAGCUGGAACUGAGGUUACAGAACUCUGAGAACGGAAGGAAGAGCACGGAGGAGAGUCAGAAAGAGAUGUGCUCAGAAAUGAAAGGGAGAGUGGACGCGCUGCAGAAACGCCUCAGUGACCUCGACACGCUGAGGGUUGGGCUGGAGGCGGAGCUAAGCAGGGAGAAGGAGCAGAGGCAGAGUUUGCAGAGAGAUCUGCAGCGCGAGCAGGACAACAGUGCAGAACUACGUACACAGCUGCAACAGCUGCAAGGCCUUCAGACGGAAAUGCUGGACUUGCGGCAUGAGAAGAAACAGCUGCAGCAGCUGUGUGAGGAGCAGGAGCAGGCGCUGCAGGAGAUGGGCCUUCACCUCAGCCAGUCCAAACUGAAAAUGGAGGACUUUAAAGAAGUCAAUAAAGCAUUAAAGGGUCAAGCCUGGCUGAAAGACGAUGAAGCCACGCAGUGUAAGCAGUGCCAGAAGGAAUUCUCCAUCUCUCGCAGAAAACACCACUGUAGGAACUGUGGAGACAUUUACUGCAACAGCUGUUCCAGUAACGAGCUGGCGCUGCCAUCGUACCCCAGGCCUGUGCGCGUCUGCGACAUCUGUCACUCCCUCCUGCUUCAGAGAAGCUCCAGCGGCUCCUGACGCUCCUCGUCGUGCCCGAAACUAACAGCCUUGACCAACCACAGGCUGACAUCUCCACAUUAAUUACAUUAAUAAAUACACGUUGCUGUUUUUAAGGGGCUUCUGUUUGUCUGAAACCUUUUUAACCAGCAUGUGAUGGUCAUUGAAGAAUUAUAUGCAAAGUCGUUUUUGUAAUUUCUUCUACAGGGAGAACGUGAUCUUUUUUUUUUAAGAGGACUAAUACAGUAAUGCAUAAUGAUACUAAUAGUAAUGAACGAUUUGUAUUUUUCUCUCUUGCUGAUAAUCUCCAUUUUAGGGAGAAAAACGAACAGAUUUAUUCAUCGAUAAUUCGUACGAGCGUUAAUAGAAAUUAUUAUUACGAAACGCUAUUCGUGAAAAUCCUGUAAAUUCAGUACAACGUUCGUAUUGUCGCUACCCGUGCUCCUGAGCACGUGUAAAUUUACACACAUGACGAUUUACUAAACCUCGUCCUGAUCGACUUCACGUCACAUCAUCUGCAUGGAUUACUGCACUUUUAUAUCUGGAGUUUAACAUGCUCAUUUUUAUAGACGCCCGUAUCCAGAGCGACUUACAGAAGAGCUUUGGAGUCUCGUUCGAAAACACGUCAUCCUGCUAGUUCACUACGCUAGGACAGGGACUAAGAGCGUCAUCGAGUACAUUUCGUGAACUACUUGACGUUUAUAUUAUUGGCGUUAUUAAAGAAUGUUAAAAAAGAAAGCGAGCCAACACACACGCCUACGUUAAGACGGAUAAAAACAAAUCGGUCGAUUACGUGAAACGGUGGUGUGUAAACCGAGGACGUGCUGGUCUGUAAACAAAAUAAACAAACGCCUCGAACCGACGGAAGAUUUAUCACUCGCUUAUUAGUAAAUAUUCUUAGAUAUUCGUAUCGGCGUAGAAGCGAAUCAAAAUAACUUCCUCUUCUGUCUUUCAGCCUUUACCCUGAUUGUUCGUUUCCUGCGCAGAGCUGUCUGUAGACUUUACCGUAUAUGGAGUUAUGUGGGCGUCACUAUAUGCAAAUGAGCCUUGUCGGGAACACUUUGCACUUUACAGGUGAUUGACAUCAGUACACGAGUGCAACAAAAAUCUGCGUUUCUGAACGUUUCCUGCGUUUUACACACAGCCUUACUAGAAAGAUUGAACAAUGGUCAAUACCAUAUUUUCUGGAUCAUAAGAGCCAAUUUAUACCUUUUAGAAAGUGCUGCAGUGAUAUACAUGUUAUCUUUGCUCUGAUCAGACUAAAUCUAAUCUCAGACUUUUCUGUGCACUACGCAAUGCCUUGCUUUUUAGUCAGGGUGGAUUACACAUACUGAGCAUUAUGAGUUACUUCAUUGUCUAGUCAGAUCAAGUGUGUUUUAGGUCGCAAAUGCAAUGCCAAGACUACCACACAACACCAUGAGUUGUUUCUGCCAUUUUAAUGGCAAUACUUUUCAAAACUUUUUGUAAAAUAAAAUGCCACUUGUAUGAAA